This is a messenger RNA of Hevea brasiliensis (rubber tree), 1246 nucleotides long. Its product is annotated as phenylcoumaran benzylic ether reductase POP1. Gene Ontology annotation, molecular function: oxidoreductase activity. The record is from RefSeq and is a predicted model, not a curated record. The coding region runs from base 144 to 1070 and encodes 308 amino acids. NCBI's taxonomy places the organism in Eukaryota, Viridiplantae, Streptophyta, Magnoliopsida, Malpighiales, Euphorbiaceae. The transcript has 5 exons.
UGGUACGAUUGCAAAUUCGGAGAUGAGUACCUGACCAUGGACAUACUGCUUGUAUAAAUUCUCUUCUUCAGCUUUCCUUUUAACGCAUCAUCGUCUCUCUGCUUAUCUUUGUCUAAACUAAGUCUCACAGAAAAGUCCAGAAAAUGGCGCAAAAGAGCAAGAUUCUGAUCAUCGGAGGAACUGGGUACAUCGGAAAACACAUAGUGGAAGCCAGCGCAAAGUUAGGUCACCCAACUUUUGCUCUUGUGAGAGAAUCCACUCUCUCUGGCCCUGCCAAGGCCACUAUCGUCGACAAGUUCAAGAGCCUUAGCGUCAAUUUCCUCAUUGGAGAUUUGAACGAUCACCAGAGUUUGGUGAAGGCAAUAAAGCAAGUAGAUGUGGUGAUUUCCACAGUAGGUCAAGGUCAAGUACCUGAUCAAGUGAAGAUCAUCGGUGCCAUUAAAGAAGCUGGGAACAUUAAGAGAUUCCUCCCUUCAGAGUUCGGAAAUGAUGUGGAUCAUGUUCAUGCUGUUGAGCCAGUAAAAUCAGCGUUUGGCGAUAAGGUUAAAGUCCGACGAGCAAUUGAGGCUGCAGGAAUUCCAUACACCUAUGUGGCUUCCAACAUUUUUGCUGGGUAUUUGCUUCCCAGUUUCAACCAGCUUGGAGCUACAGCUCCUCCAAGAGAUAAAGUGGUCAUCUUGGGUGAUGGAAAUCCCAAAGCAAUUUUCAACAAGGAAGAUGACAUCGCCACCUAUACUAUAAAAGCUGUGGAUGAUCCAAGAACCUUGAACAAGAUCCUCUACAUUAGACCUCCAGCCAACAUCUAUUCUUUCAAUGAUCUUGUGUCCUUGUGGGAGAAGAAGAUCAGCAAAACCCUUGAAAGGAUCUAUGUUCCUGAAGAGCAACUUCUCAAGAACAUUCAAGAGGCGGACUUCCCAUUGAAUGUAAUAUACGCACUUGGUCACUCGGUGUUUGUGAAGGGAGAUCAGACCAACUUUGAGAUUGAGGAAUCAUUUGGAGUAGAGGCUUCGGAGCUUUACCCUGAGGUCAAAUACACUACAGUUGACGAGUACCUUAAAGCGUUUGUCUGAGUCUUUUUGAAUUAAUCCCAACAUAAUCACGCAGUUCCAGUCUUCGACUUCCUUUUCCUGGUGUGAAAUUUUAGUUUUAUUUUUCUUUAUUUAAUGUUUUUGCCUUUCAAUGGAUUUUUUUUUUUUGAAAUAAAAUGUUAUUCUUAUAACAUUGAUGAGAAAAGCUUAUUUUGAUA